This is a messenger RNA of Aspergillus homomorphus CBS 101889, 2803 nucleotides long. RefSeq names its product CHAT domain-containing protein. The record is from RefSeq and is a predicted model, not a curated record. NCBI's taxonomy places the organism in Eukaryota, Fungi, Ascomycota, Eurotiomycetes, Eurotiales, Aspergillaceae. The transcript has a single exon. Bases 9 to 2759 code for a protein of 916 amino acids.
CGCAUGGGAUGGGGCUGCUCAUGAGCCGCUUCGCUUACCAUGAGUGGAAUAGACUUGGCAAGUUAGACACUGCUCUUCUCGCAUGGGAGUGCGCCUGCGAGGUUUUCGAUGCUCUGGAAGACGUGAUUCCGAAAUUUCAAGCUACAAUGUCUCGGGCAGUGGCUCAUCAUGAAAUGUUCAACAGCUCGGCAGCAAAAUUAAUCGCUCACGAAGCGCUAGCCCUGGUAGACUCUGUCAGUGAUACAUACGACAGAAUCUCGAAUGACGCCCCCGAUACUCCAUUGGGAAUAGCUGACAGGAAGACUGUGCUUGCGAGCAAAUUCUCUACCAUUUGGACGUUUGAAACCAACCUUAAUCAAAUUCUCCUUAGAUUGGAGGAUUUCGAGGCGCUUGAUGGGUGGCAGAAGAAGCUCACUGCUUUUAUCGAAAGAGAUGCAAGUUUUCAGCAUUUCAUCCAGAGCAUAGAGCAUAAUGAUGAUUCAGGCAUGUCUCUUCUCGAUUUCGGUUACUCCCAGCCUAGAUUAAGAGGGCUGUGGAAAGAAACAAUGGCACAUCAUGCAAUCAGACUCAGGUACGCUUCAGCGGACAUCAAAAGUCGGCAGUGCCUGGUGGAAGGGGAUAUAGACGCAGCUAAGAAGACACUCCGUCGCUUCGUGAGCGACGCCGAACAUAUGGAGCCGGUGUACACGCGAGAUCUUUAUCGCAUAUUAGCUUGCGUGCAUAAUGGAGAUCGUGCCAAAGCCCGGUCUAUACUAGACACCAUAAGUGAUGACAUGCUUUUUGGAGGAAGUUUGGAGGAGUUCCUUCAGGGAAAGGCGCUCACAACUACCUUUCCGACUAUAGCAGAGAAUGCGCUGAUGUUCACGAUAUUUGGGAAUGAUAUGCAAAGGGCUUGGCGGGUGGUCAACCUGAUCAAGAACAUAGCCCCAAGCUUCUUCAACUGGAAUUUUGAGAAUGUCUACAACUAUUCUUAUCGACUUGGAAACUAUGGCACGAUCCUUCUCAACACCUAUUGCACCCAAGAAGCCUUUCGCCGGCUUCUUGAAGCGCGUCAGCUAAUUGAGCUUCGUCGAAGCUGUACGACUGACCUAGAUGCACGGAUUGGAAACUCGAUGUCUAGGUGGAUUUACGAAGUAUUCUUGGAUCUCGCGCGCGCAUGUCUCGAUUGCGAGGAAGCUGGUGUUCCGCUGGCCGUACUGGCUCAGUACGAACAUGGACAUCCUGAGAAUAUUUCCUGGAAAGAGCACGCAUUGCUUUUCUUGGAAGAAAGCAGAGCUCGCGCAGUACUUGACUCCCUCCAUGUUAAAGGAAGCUUAGAGGAGAAGUCCGGGAGGAAGAACACUUUACUUUCGGAAGCCAUGUACAAGCAAAGAGCUUUCAGAAUGCUACUCGCUCUGGACCACCUCAGUCCCGAGCAGGAGAAGGAGAUUUCACAACUUCGGAAAGAGAUUCGUGAGCUGGAAAGCAGCGGGCUUUCUUCAACGGCCAUAAGGUUCAUCGCUGCAACAAACUCGAUAGUCGAGCCUCUAUCUUUGUUCCAGACCGUUGACGAGGAUACAGUAGUGAUUGAGGCGACAUUUGGUAUUCAAGGUUUCCUGGCAUUCGCGGUUACGAGGGACGGGAUUCAAAAAGCCCACUAUGGAGCAGCGCGUGCCGUUGACCUGCAGAUGCCUGCCAUGCGUUUCAUGCAGGUCAUAAGAGAAAUGACAGGAUACAUCGGAGAGGAGGAAGAGAAACGCAAACGAGUCCUCCACGAGCUAUCUGCAGAAAUCUCUGCAGUGUUGUUGGCGCCGUUUUCAAGCACGAUUAGACACAAGUCUCAUAUCAUCUUUUCCGUAUCAGAUCCCUUCACGGCAUUUCCUUUCGCUGCACUCUUCUUCGAUGGCAGACCUCUUGUCGCACAUGCAUCAGUAUCACAGAUUCCAAGUCUGACAGUCUUGCAUCAUGUAUCCCAGCGGCAGUCCGCCUUACGAUUACCAACACCUACAGUAUCGGUGUUUGCAAAGUCGCCUGUCGGACCCUCAACCGCUGAAACACGAGCCGCCGAUGAGGUUAACCUACACAUGGCAGGUAUCGAGGCAGUCAACAUCGCCCGAAUGUUCUCUACUUGGCCGAUUGAAGCGUCGUGCCUCUCACGAAAGGACUUUCGCGAAUAUAUCAGAGGCACAGCGUGCGUUCUGCACAUCGGAACUCACGGUGAUGUGGAUUUCAACAACCCUCUCAUGUCUUCGAUAUCGAUCGGGGAAGACUUUCGUGUUCUAGAUCUAUCCGAGAUACAAAGUAAUGCAAGUCUUUUGGUCUUUGCGGCCUGUUUGAGUGGCCUUGGCAAGGCUACCAUCGGAAGCGAGGUCCUGAGCUUCUCUCACGUCGUGCUCGGCACCGGAUGUCAGGCCUUCAUGGGUACCCUGUGGAAGGUCAGCGACUUUGGGUCUAUGCUGAUGAUGAUACUCUUUUAUCGAAACCUCAAAGAGAAAAAGCAUCUCUCCUUGGCCGAGGCAUUAAGAGACGCACAAACUAAGCUACUUGACUUUAAUAGUGAGAAGGCGAGCCAAUUUCUGGACGACUUACUGGAGCUAUGGACCUCGCAAACAGCUGGUAAUGCGACCCUUUGUCCUGCUGAGUUCGUGCCCGACGCGGAAUUUCUUCUUCUGACAUCGAAAAUGAUUUUGGAUCAACUGGAUUGGUCGAGCCCGUUUUACUGGGCACCAUUCAUGCUGAUGGGGUUUGGCGGUCAUCGCCUGUCAUAUCAGGAGCCUUAGUGAUGGUGUAAUAUCUUUAUGGUUGGUGUAGAUCUAGUUUGAGG